GAGAUUAACUAUAUUAAUACAUAUUUUCCUUCUAAGUCAAAUAUUUAUAAUCUUAAUUUGAGUAAUUUGUCUGAAGGUACUAAUUCUACUCAGGCAAAGCUUCUUUCUACUUAUCAGAAUAUCAUUAAAGAUUCGAAGGAUAUUUCUGAGAUUGAAGUUUCAUAUUUAAUUGUUUCAUGUAAUAUAGUUGAUAAACUUCAAACUAGUUCUUCUGUAUUAGAUAAAAAUUUUUCUUUGUAG
This is a messenger RNA of Scutellospora calospora, 240 nucleotides long. The record is from the annotation of a GenBank genome assembly. NCBI's taxonomy places the organism in Eukaryota, Fungi, Glomeromycota, Glomeromycetes, Diversisporales, Gigasporaceae.